AUGGCAAGUGCUAAACACAUCAAGGUUACCAGGAGACUAGAGCAGCAUUCUGGUUGCCUAGAUACAGAUGUAAACAACAGUGCCUCUCCGACUGCAGAACAGCCAGAUGAACCUGAUGGCCCCCUUCCUGGCUCAACCAGUGACCAAGUAAGAUUAUCUCCAGCCAAAAUGUCAACCAAGAAUUCUACAGAUCUAGUUGAAUAUGUUAACAAGGACCAUUCUUUCCUUCCUGUCAUUCCAAACACCCAGAGAAGUCAGCUAGAAACCAGACUAAACAGCCAGGAGCGCACGAUAGCUUUCCUCCUUGAACAAGCCUUCCACAUCAAAGAGGACAUCUCUGCUUGUCUUCAGGGAAACCACGGCUUUCGCAAAGAGGAGUCACUUGCCAGGAAGCUACUGGAAAACCAUAUCCAGACCAUCACCAGCAUCGUCAAAAAACUCAGCCAAAAUAUUGAGAAUUUAGAAGACCAAAUAAGAGUUCGAGACCAGACGGCCACAGGAACUAAUUUUGCAGUACAGGAGCUAAACACCAAACAUCUUCAAGGUAUUGGAGAUCUUCGAGGAAGAGUCGCCAGAUGUGACUCCAGUAUUGUGAAGCUUUCUGGAGAUGUGCAUUUCAUCAGGCACGAGCACCAGCAAAUUGAAAAAACAAUUCAAGAGCUCAUGUCUGCCCUAGAAACUGUUUCUAAGAACUUGGAUAUGAAGGUAAUGCAGCUCUUAGGGAAGAUGGAGGCUUCCAGUUCUGAGCAAAUAUCGAAUUUAAAGAUGGUCCAGGGGAAUUAUCGCCACGAAAUGAAUCUUUUGGAGUUCAAAUUUAAUUCACUUUCCAAUAACCUGUAUGAGGAAGUUGAGACCAAUCAGAAAUGGGCAGAAAACCAGUUCAUCAAAUAUGAAAAAGGCCAGCUCAGCCAUAUCCAUGAGUGCCUGAAGCUCCUGCAGGAGAAACUGGAAAAGUCUGAAAAUAAAAUGGAAAAAAAAUUACUGCAGCUUUCGAGCAAAUUAGAGAAUUUCAUCAAUGCACAGAAACAGGAAGCAGAACUAAGCAAAGUAAAACAUAUAGAAAAUAAACUAUCCAAAAAGAUGAACCAACUAGAAAAGCACAUCUGGGAAGAAUUAGAGAAAAUGCAGAAUGAAUAUCAAUCAGGAUUUAAAUCGAUUCAUGACUCUCUCAGCUCCCUCCAACAAAUACAGAAAACAAAGAUGGAUUUAGAGAAAUAUAAAGUUCAGAAAGACCUAAAGAAGUUACAGCGUAAGAUAGUGGAACUCCAGGAAAUAUGAAACCUUCUUGUCAUCUUCUUUAUCACCGAACAAUGGAGUGGUUUGUUGGUAAAAGUUGGGAAGAAGAAACCUCUGGGAUGUUUAUUGCUUCUACUGUCUCUGCAACUCUUACUACCUUUUAAAGGAGAUGAAUAUACCAGAAAACCCAAUA
Molecule: messenger RNA, 1429 nt
Organism: Hipposideros armiger (great roundleaf bat)
Lineage: Eukaryota; Metazoa; Chordata; Mammalia; Chiroptera; Hipposideridae
Gene: FAM81B
Product: family with sequence similarity 81 member B
Exons: 10
Coding region: 1-1278 (425 amino acids)
Source: RefSeq, a predicted model, not a curated record